Messenger RNA from Dermatophagoides pteronyssinus (European house dust mite), 3058 nucleotides. Its product is annotated as nose resistant to fluoxetine protein 6-like. Lineage: Eukaryota; Metazoa; Arthropoda; Arachnida; Sarcoptiformes; Pyroglyphidae. The record is from RefSeq and is a predicted model, not a curated record.
GAGAGAGUUGUUUAUGUCUUUCUCCAAGUUGAUUGGUGAAGUAAUGAAUCAAUGAUGAUUGCCACUUUCGAUAACGGACCAUCACUACAUUUAUUGAUUUGUUACGACAUCAAGCAAGCGAAAGUGUGUGUUCCAAUCAAGUGAUGAAGUUAUUACAUGCGCUUGUGUUAUUCGCUUUGAUAUGGGUCACCAUUCAACAAGAGACCACAACAUUGUCUGCUGAUGACACAAAUGUGGCCCAACCAUCCAUCAUAGCCAAUCAAUCCGGCAAUCUUGCAGAAAAUUCUACUGUCGAAAAUGAACAUCCAGCCAGUGCCGAUGAUGAUGAUGGAGAAGAGGAUGAAGAGGAUGAAGACCAAGAUUAUGAUUCGGGUGAAUCAUCCACCGCCAAAGCCACGAAUGCGGAGAAUGUUGAAGAAGAAGAUGAUGAUUACUACAAUUCCAAAGCUGAUCAAGACGAAGAAGAUGACGACGAGGAGUAUGAAGAACCAAGUUGUACGGUGAAAUUGUUGCUGGAAAAUAUGAAUCUGACGGCAAUGUUACCUCAGGACGGUGAUCGAUUACGGCAGGAAUAUGAUGAUUAUAUGCUCAGUGAUGAUCCAUCGCAGAUACGAACGGCACCAACGGCCAAUCAUACAUUUCAACGUCUGAAUCGUUUGGUGAAUUGGUUUCGCGAUGUUGCCGAUCAACAACAGGUUCGUGCCGGUCUCACCAAUUUUCUCCAUCAAAACUUUGAUGUUUUGCUCACUCUGGAACUGGAUUCGAUUUGCAUCAAUUCGAUUGUCGCCAUUUUGGUGGCCAUCCGCCGAAACGAACCGUGGGCAUUGAAAUUUGUUGAUUCGGCGCCCAAAAUUCCUUCCGGCUUGAUGAAUGGUGUCAGUUCAUUUCUGGGCAGUUUCGACGAAUGUCUUUCGAUCGAAAGUCCGUCCACGUUGUCCGAAUCAUAUACGGGACAAUAUUGUACGGUGAAACCAUUGCUGCCGUUGCCUGCAACCGAAAUGGUCAACCACUACGAUCGAUCCGAUCCCCAAGUUGAACGUUUGUUACGAUUCUAUGCAGCCUACAAUGUGCAACAUUAUUUCCAGAUGAAUCCGGCGCUCAAAUUUGUCGAACUGAUGAAAUCGAAAAAAGGACGGGUCACCAAUUUCGGUCUUUGCUUGCCAAGCACAUGUGAUGGUCGACAAUUGGAAAUUGCUCUCAACAAAUUUCUUUAUCCAAUCAUCGGCAUCCCGUUGGAAGUACAGGAAUCCUCAUGUUGGACCCAAAACAAAGCCAACAAUUUUUGGCUUCGUAUGGAUGGUUAUGCUCAAUUCGCAAUAUUGAUAAUUGCCGUUUUGGUUGUGCUGGUGGGUGCGGCUACUUUGUACGACAUAUAUCCAUGGUUGGUCCGAAAUUUUCAACACAGAAAUGGAAACGAUGAAAGGGAUCGACCAGUGGCUGUCGAAACGAUUGUCGAGAUAUUCUCGGCUGUCAGUAAUACUGGUCGGCUAUUUGAUCAAUCCCCGAAUCGUCUGGCAGUGUUGGAUACAUUGCGAUUGAUAAUUAUAUUCGUGAUUGGUCUGUGCAAUGCAUUCUAUCUGACACCGCUCACAUCGUUAUUGCAUAAUAUUGCUGGCUCAGUUCCCGGCGAAUUGUUUACAAGCAGAAAAUAUUUCCUGAUACGGGCCCCGAUUUUACUGAAUGAUGGUCUAUUGAUCAUAGCGGGCGCAUUGUUUGUACGAAGCAUAUUUCGACAUUUGGUUCAACCGCACGACUUGUUCACUUAUCUGGUUUACUUUGUACGACGAUGGAUUCGUCUAACGAUGCCCUUGUUUGGUUCGAUAAUGUUUUUGUAUCUGCUGCCAUCGGCCGGCUACGGACCAUUAUGGUCUCGAGUGGGAGAAAUUUUGUUGCCGGCAUGCAAAUCACCAUCCUCGAUAGCAUCAUCAUUGUUUCACUUUAGCAAUUGGAAUUUCGUCCGUGCCAACUAUACAAACGAUGAUUGCUAUCUGGUGUGCAAUCCGGAUUCGUGGUUUGUAUCGAUCAUUUUCCAACUGAAUGUGGCAUUCUUUUUGGUGGUAUUGGUGAUGUAUGAAUCGCCGAAGAAGGGACUUCGAAUGUUGAUCAUAAUGAUCAUCUGCAGCAUUUUGUUGAACAUAUCGCCGCGAUUGUUCUUGACAAACACACGUACCUAUUAUGAAAUGAUGAGGCAACCAUCGUUGUGGCAUGCACGCCGCAGUUUUUAUCUUUACCAUCAGAACAUUAUUCAAUAUCUGGGUUCGUUCAGUAUUGGUCUGUUGCUUGGCUAUGCGAUCAUUGUUCGUGACAAUAUCAGCGAUCAAGAGCAAACCAAAUCCAACAAACAGAGGAAGCUGAUCAUCUACAACGUGUUGGCCAUCAUCGGUUUGAUCGUGCCGUUCGUUUGGGUGAAUCAAUUUUUCGGCGAACAAGGUGUCAGUCCGAAUGAAUUGUCGGUGUUGUUGUUCUUUUCGAUUGGUCGUUUUAUAUUCGGUUUAUCGUUUGGCUGGAUUAUUUAUGCGUCGGUUGCCGAGAAAUCCGCAUUGAUGUUUAAAUGUUUGACGCCGAUAUCGAUUCAACCGAUUGCCCGGUUAUCGUUUUCGAUAUUUUUGGUGCAACCACUUGUCCAAUAUCAACGAAUGUAUUCGGCACAUGAGACUCAUACAAUGACAUUGCGUAGAACGAUUGAGAAUUACACGUGCGAUUUUAGCAUCAGUGUCAUGCUUGGUUACCUGCUGUAUCUGUUGUUUGAAGCGCCAAGUGAUCGUUUCACUGUUGUUUGUCAGCGAUGGAUUCAUCGAUCGGAGGACAACGAUUCGAUUGAAAAACGCAACACCAGAUUUUGGUGCGGACAACAACAGCAGCAACAAGACGGGGAGGGAGAAAGUCCCGUUGAACCUUCGAUCAAAGCAAAAGUGGAAGAAAAACCCGAUGAACAUGACGGUGUUAUAUCGAUUCGUUUUUAAUCAACCAGCAACAACAUUUUGGCAACAUCAUUCUAGUCGUUUAUUUAAUACAAAAGAAACAUGUUAGGAGAGUUUUCUAUGAAGGGAAAAUGGAA